AUGUGUUUUUUUGUUAAAACUCGCGAUUUAGGUCUCGCGUUUCUCGCUCACGAGAACGAGGAAUGUCCUUCAUCGUCGUCGCGUUUAGGUCUCGUGUUCUUCGCUCGUCCGUCACCGCGUCUCCAUUCACAGUCGCGACCUUCACAAUUCGCUGCUGUUCGCAUUCGCAGCUCUCCGUUAUCACGUUCGAAACUUGGCCCCGCUCAUAAUUCGCCGCCGUCGCAGAACGCCGCAGUUCUCAGUCGCACCGUCACUCCCCCCCUCCAAAACUACACCCGCACCACCUUAUCACGCUCACAGCCACUCACCAUCAGCCCUAGCCCUCCCGCGGCUGCAUCUCCUCCAAUGUGA
Sphenostylis stenocarpa is the source of this 351-nucleotide messenger RNA. The record is from the annotation of a GenBank genome assembly. Lineage: Eukaryota; Viridiplantae; Streptophyta; Magnoliopsida; Fabales; Fabaceae.